GCUCAAGGGCCGGCAACAGCUGUACGUAGCAUUUCCAGACGCGACCUAACAGACAAAAUCGGAGAAAACAAGGCGGAAAAGCGAAACAUAAUUUCCCCAUAUGCCGAUAUUACCUCCACUCAUAAAAACAAAACCAUAACAUAUCUCUUUUCCAUCUUCCCAAAGCUAGCCAGCCUUAGAAAAACCGAGAGAGAUCGAUGGAAGGACGUGGAAGCAAGGGUCCGGCCGUCUGUGUCACAGGCGGAACAGGUUUCCUAGGUUCAUGGCUGAUCAUGAAGCUCCUCCACCACGGCUACCAUGUUCACGCCACCAUCCGACACAACAACAAGAGGGACGACGACAUCACAUUCCUCACCGACCUCCCCGGAGCGGCGGAGAACCUGAAGCUGUUCGAGGCCGAUCUCGGCCACCCGGAAACCUUCUCCGCCGCCAUCACCGGCUGCUCCGCCGUCAUCCACGUCGCCACCCCAGCCCUGGACUUCAACAACAACAACCAAGACCAUCAUACUGCAGAAGAAGCGAUCGUCGAGAGAUCCAUAACCGGAACUCUUGGCAUACUGAAAGCGUGCCUGCACCACUCCGAAACGGUGAAGCGAGUCGUGUACACAUCCGGCACAGCCGCCGUCGUUUACAACGAUGGUCACGAAGAUCAGAUGAUGGACGAGAGCUUCUGGACCGACGUGGAAUACGGGAGGAAAGUUAUGAAGAACAAAUUCACGAGGACGCUCAUGACGGCCAAGACGCUGACCGAAUGGAAAGCGGUUGAAUUCGCUAGAGAGCAUGGUAUGGAUCUUGUGACCUUGAUUCCUUCUAUUGUUGUUGGGCCGUUCAUUUGUGCAAAGUUUCCUGCAUCCAUCCGGCUGGCGCUUGCGAUGGUGUUUGGCGAGAAGGACGACGGUGGCGGCGGCAUGAUGACGGAGGUGUCGAUGGUCCACGUUGAUGAUGUUGCUAGGGCGUAUGUGUUCCUUCUGGAGAGCCCGACGGCGGAAGGGAGGUACAUAUGUUCUUCGAGCCGUCUUACAAAGGAUCAGAGGGAUAAACUGUCGGCGAAGUAUCCUGAUUUAGCAGUUCCGGCGAUGAAGUCUCUAAAGGAUAUUAAGGGUCUUAAAGUACCUAAGAUAUCAUCAAGGAAACUGUUAGAUGCUGGAUUUGAAUUCAAGUAUGGCCUGGAUGAUAUGUUUGAUGCAGCGAUUAAAUGUUGUAAAACCAAAUGUUAUAUAUAGCAUGGUUAAAAAAAAAAAAUCUGUAAAUCUUUUCCUAUGAAUCUCUCUCUAUGUAUCAACACGACAACCGUCUGAUUUUCUAAUUUUUUUUUUUAUGAAUGAUGAACUUUAUUACUAAGAGAAAAAGAGGAACUACAACACAAAAAAUAAACACCUUUACAAGCAAGAAGAAAAUUUUGAGAAGAAAAAGAAAGAAAAAAAAGUUUGGUAAAGCAAUGCCAAAACUCAAAUAGAAAAAACAAGAAUCAGUAUGGGAACUUUCAUGACCGGUGACAAACAAACAACUAGCACUAACAGAAAGAGAAACAAAAACAAUGGAAAUGCCCUUGAACCUCAAGGCCCCAAAAAACACCUAUACAUUGAAACAAAACCAAGAAACAAAACAAAGGAACAACCAUCAACCAUCCCCAAUCCUUACCCAUUGUUGUAAGUGGGCGCGUCUGAAAGAAUUUUAAAUGCUCGAAGCCACCUCCCAACAAUUUGGAUGAUCUUGUGACACAAGUAUAUGGGGGAAAUUUUACUAUCUCUAAAAAUCAUAUUGCUUCUUUCGCUCCAUAGUGACCAACACACUGCAUGUGGCAAGACUUUAAUGCAAUCUCUGAACUUCAGAUCACACCUCAAUCCUCUCCAAGCAUGGAGAAAAAACCGAACCUGAGCGGGGAAAAGACCAUGCAGCUCUAAAGCUCUCGUGAAGAAUUCCCAAAUUAUCCUUCAGAAUGGGCAUGUAAACAUAAGAUGUGAAAUUGACUCCUUGUUGCUUUUACACAAGGAACACCAAUUAGGAAUGCUCAUUCCUCUUCUUCUCAAGUUGUCAAUGGUGGCAAUUUUUGAUAAUGAGGUCAUCCAAAGAAAGCAAGAAAUCUUUGAAGGGAUGAAAGAAAUCCAUACGAGCUUGUAGGGGAAGGAGCUGUCACCUUCAAAAGAAUCAUCAAUGAGGUGAUGUGUGAAGGAAUGCACAGAGAAAAUCGAUGAUCGCUCCAAGGGCCAAACCAAACAAGCUGGGUCGACACAAGUCCAACUAUGUGGGAGUGAAGACAACAAAUGCAUCAAAAACUCGUUCUACUUUAGCCCCGCCUCUUAGUGAAACUAUAAGGGGAUGUCCCAAAAAGAUCUGCCAUCCAAAGAAACCAAGUCAAAAACAAAACAUCCUUGGGAAGUGGACCCAACCCUUGGGAACUCUCUCACCAAGUGUUUCCCAGGAAUCCACACAUCAUGCCAAAAGGACACACCAUAACCCCCCAUGAUUAAUAUAAGCAACUAUCCAAAAAUACGAGCUUUUGUUGACAAUAGUACGCCAUAAAGAGCAACCAUAUGAUCCCAAGUUCCAACAAGGUUUCCACUCUAAAGAACCUAUUCCACAUUUUGACAGAAUCAUUUUCCUUCACCAAGCAUCUCUCUCCACGCGAAAUCGCCAAGCCCAUUUCCCUAAAAGAGACCGGUUAACACUCCUGAGAUCCAAAACUCCCAAACCUCCUCUCACCAUAGGGGUUUUCACCAAAUCCCAUCGAACCCAAUGCAAUCUCUUAAUAUCCAAGACACUAGACCACAGAAAAUCAAUAUAAAUUUUCUCCAACCUUGCAAUCACUAAUGUAGGGGCCUUAAAAAGAGAUAAUAAGUAUAUGAGAAGAUUUGCAAGAACGCUUUUUAACAAAAUAAGUCUCCUCCCAAAUGAGAGCAUCCUAGCCUUCCAAGAGGCUAAAAGAUUUUGGACCUUUUCAAUCAUUGGUUCCCAAGCUGCCAAAGAAGUCAUUCUAGAUCCCAUAGGAAGCCCCAGAUAGUUCGUCGGCAAAGAAACUGUCUCACAUCCAAAAAUGUUAGCAAAGUGAGAAGAAUCUUCCACCUCCCCCACAACCAUCAUGGAACUCUUGUGUAAAUUUACGCAAAGAUCUGAGAUGGUUUCAAAAAGGGUUAGAGCUGCGAGGAGAUAUUGAACUUGAACUUCAGAAGCAUCACAAAAAAUAAGGGUGUCAUAUACAU
This is a messenger RNA of Linum trigynum, 3200 nucleotides long. NCBI's taxonomy places the organism in Eukaryota, Viridiplantae, Streptophyta, Magnoliopsida, Malpighiales, Linaceae. The record is from the annotation of a GenBank genome assembly.